AUGAUGCAGAGGAGCGAGCUGAGCGCCUCCAGCAAGAAGUUGAGGGAGAAAGGCGGGCCCGGGAACAGAGGUAUGAAGGUUAUUGAAAACCGGGCUUUAAAAGAUGAAGAAAAGAUGGAACUCCAGGAACUCCAACUCAAAGAAGCUAAGCACAUUGCAGAAGAGGCAGAUAGGAAGUAUGAAGAGGUGGCUCGUAAGUUGGUGACCAUUGAAGGAGACUUGGAACGCACAGAGGAACGAGCUGAGCUGACAGAGUCCCGUUGCCGAGAGAUGGAUGAGCAGAUUAGACUGAUGGACCAGAACCAGAAGUGUCUGAGUGCUGCUGAAGAAAAGUACUCUCAAAAAGAAGACAAAUAUGAGGAAGAAAUCAAGAUUUUUACUGAUAAACCCAAGGAGGCAGAGACCUGUGCUGAGUUUGCUGAGCGAUCGGUAGCCAAGCUGGAAAAGACAAUUGAUGACUUGGAAGAUAAACUGAAAUGCACCAAAGAGGAGCACCUCUGUACACAAAGGAUGCUGGACCAGACUCUGCUUGACCUGAAUGAGAUGUAGAAUGCCCCAGUCCCACCCUGCUGCUGCUCCUCCCUGUGACCCAGACUCCGCCUGAGGCCAGCCUGACAGAAGCUGACCUUUAACUGAGGGCUGAUCUUUAACUGGAAGGCUGCUUUCUCCUUUCACCGCCCCCUCCUUCCGUGUGUCUUUUUCGCCAAACCGUCUCUGCCUCUUCCCGGAGAAUCCAGCUGGGCUAGAGGCUGAGCACCUUUGGAAACAACAUUUAAGGGAAUGUGAGCACAAUGCAUAAUGUCUUUAAAAAGCAUGUUGUGAUGUACACAUUUUGUAAUUACCUUUUUUGUUGUUUUGUAGCAACCAUUUGUAAAACAUUCCAAAUAAUUCCACAGCCCUGAAGCAGCCAUGG
Messenger RNA from Gorilla gorilla gorilla (western lowland gorilla), 913 nucleotides. RefSeq names its product tropomyosin alpha-3 chain-like. Lineage: Eukaryota; Metazoa; Chordata; Mammalia; Primates; Hominidae. The transcript has 2 exons. The record is from RefSeq and is a predicted model, not a curated record. Bases 1 to 549 code for a protein of 182 amino acids.